This is a messenger RNA of Oncorhynchus mykiss (rainbow trout), 1701 nucleotides long. RefSeq names its product transmembrane protein 53. NCBI's taxonomy places the organism in Eukaryota, Metazoa, Chordata, Actinopteri, Salmoniformes, Salmonidae. The record is from RefSeq and is a predicted model, not a curated record. Gene Ontology annotation, molecular function: serine hydrolase activity.
CCAGGACACGGAACGGACUGGAGCGGCGCAGAAUCGAAUAAACUCAGGAUCUUGAAAGUUGUGGUUAUUUCCAACCCUAUCGAGUUCGUUUAUAACGGACGGUUCAUGAAUGCUCGAAUCUAUUAAAGUGGUUAAUUCACAGAAAGAAGACCGUGGAGGGUGGGCAGAUUUUCAACUGCUAUGAGGAUUCUCAAAUUCUUCAUGGGGUACAGAUGCAGAACUCUAUGAACGCUGCCUGCUGUGUGACGUUGGCUUUGUUUGAAGAAGUUGCAUCAAACUGGUAACUCCCAAUCUGGGCCAGACAUGUCUGUGAUAGUGGGAGAGUGGCGGUUCAUAGCCCAGAGGGUCACCAGAAGCAUCACAUACUACUACACCAGCCGGACACCAGGGGGCAAUAACCCAUCCCCCUCUUCUCCCACCAUCUCCCCCACCUCCUCCCAUCUAGACACUCCUUUUCCCUCACCCUCCCUCUCCACCCCCUUGCUCCCAGACUUGCCCUCUCACCACAACGUUUCCUCAGUUCUCACCCCUUCCCCUUUGGAUGUACCAACCCUCUCUCCAUCCUCGCCCUCCUCCUCCCCCCGUCCCCUCCUCCUGCUUUUCCCGUGGCUGGGCGCCCGACCGGGGGCCAUGGCGAAGUACCGGGACCUCUACCUGGAACGCGGCCUGGACAUCCUAUCUGUGGAGAGCACUGUGUGGCACUUCCUGUGGCCUCGCUGGGGGCUGGAGUACGGGGCUGAGGUCCUGGAGGUCCUGGGAGACCCGCGUUUCAAAGGUCGCCCCCUUCUGGUCCACGCCUUCUCCAUCGGCGGGUACACCUUCACCCAGCUGCUCAGCCAGAUGGUCAGGGAGCCACACAAGUACCCAGGCCUGGCCCAACGGGUCGUAGGACAUGUCUAUGACAGCAUGGCGGUCGGGUCGCUGGAGCAUAUGGCUAAAGGCCUGGGUCUGACCCUGUUCCCUCAUAUCGAGCCCCUGGUGCGAUACACUGCUCUGCUCUACUUCUGGCUCUUCAAGUCCCAGACGGUGUACUACUACGACAAGUCAAUCCAGGUCUUCUACAACAGCCCCGUCACCGCCCCGGCGCUCUUCUUCUUCUGCGAGAACGACGCGCUGUGCGACCCCGUCGCCAUGGAGGCGGUCUUCGACUUCUGGAGGAAGCGGGGCAUUGCUGUGGAAACCAGGAAGUGGAAGGAGUCUGUGCACGCUGCUCAUCUACGCUGUCACCCAGAGGAGUAUCUCUCCACACUGGAUAAUUUUUUUCACUCGCUCAACAUCGCCCCCCCCAGGGCUAAGAUGUAGAUCAUUCAAUAAAGCCUGCAUACUCAUGUGCCAAAACAAAUGUUAUAACAGAUGUUAUAACAAAAUUAUAACAUAGUGUAGUCAUGUAGCAUGUAAACUUUUAUCCACAGAAACUUGUUUGCCACAUACUCAGCAUAUGGGUCACGAGGGAAUCAAACCCUCAACACACUAGUUUUACUUCCCUGUUGCUAUAAUAACAACAUAUCCAAUCCUAACUCCUAGCAUGUGUUUUGACUGUGCUACGUAUUAUUAUCUAUUUGUACAGAUAUAGGAUCUUAAUUUGACCUGCAUUGUCGUAGCAAAAUAAUGAAUGUUUAGUCCAUAAUGUUUCUUGAUCAGUGUUCAGGCUAUUAAAAGUUGGCAACAUUAAAAGUGCACUACUGUUAAUAUAAUUGUGUU